Messenger RNA from Schizosaccharomyces osmophilus, 2637 nucleotides. RefSeq names its product DNA helicase I, ubiquitin ligase F-box adaptor Fbh1 (gene fbh1). Gene Ontology annotation, biological process: double-strand break repair via homologous recombination; replication fork processing. Lineage: Eukaryota; Fungi; Ascomycota; Schizosaccharomycetes; Schizosaccharomycetales; Schizosaccharomycetaceae. Gene Ontology annotation, molecular function: DNA binding; protein binding; ATP binding. The coding region runs from base 1 to 2637 and encodes 878 amino acids. The record is from RefSeq and is a predicted model, not a curated record. The transcript is spliced from 2 exons. Gene Ontology annotation, cellular component: nucleus.
AUGAAUGGUAUAAGAUCUUUCCAUCCUUCUUUUUUUCAGCUUCCAACAGAACUUCUACCGUUAAUUUGUCGUUUUUUGUCCGUUCAGGACAUUCAAAAUUUAGUGACUGUCGUACCAUCAGUGUAUCCUGUAUUAGAGGCUUCAAUUGAUUUAUUUUGGAAAAAGAGACAUUAUGAACUUAAUAUACGCAAGAACAAACUCCUUAAAGAAGCUUUAGGUGUGGGUUAUGCACCUGCAGUUUCGAAUGGAUUUGUGAGUGGUACCCAGGUAUCCUCUACAGCUGCAGAGCGUGAGUAUUACGCUAAAUCAGAUGAAGUGAAAUCUGUCUGUGGCUUACCUCCGGGCCCUGUAAAAAUGGAACAAUUCGGUAUAUGUAUCGACAAUCUCUUGACGUCCCAAUAUGGAAUGGAUCUUCAUGGGAAGAAAAUAAAGACCUCCUUUUUCACUUUGAACGACGUUGAAGAUAUAUGGGUACAAUCCAUGUGCCUUCAGUUACAGCAAUAUUUGUCUCCAGCUGCUGAAAGAGCUUUGGCUUCGUUUCAAAGUCGUACUCUUCAAAGCCGCUUCUUACAGAUCUUAUUCAUCGGCAUGCUCUUCGAGGAAGAUAUGUGGUAUUAUUUCAAUGUCCUCUAUGAUAUUUCAUCCUCAACAGCCAUUGAAUUUGCUUAUUUUCUUGAUACCUUCCUUACGAUUGUAAAAACUGAUUAUGAACAUUACCGUGAUCCACUUUCUCAAACUUUAAUGUCUACUAGCAGCAGAUUUCAGGAUAUUGUUUUCUCUAUAGAAUCCCCAUUUGACAAUGCCUUCGAGCAAGGCCUUACUGCAGAACAGAAACGAAUCGUGGAAUGUGAAUUGUAUCCCAGGGAAGUUUUGAAAGUCAAAGCUUUUGCAGGAACCGGAAAGACAAAGGCUCUUUUAGAAUUUUCCCGUAGCAGGCCACAUAACAAAAUUUUAUACGUUGCAUUUAACAAAGCUGCUAAAGAAGAGGCCGAACAACGUUUUCCCAUGAACGUCAAGUGCUCCACCAUGCAUGGUUUAGCGUACGGUGCAAUCUUAGCUCAAGCAGAUCUUCCUGCUUCAAAGCUUGAAAGGCAACUCUCUAAUACCAAUAUCGCAAAUUUAUUGUCCCUGCAAGCUGCGUUUCCAAAGUCAAAUCGAAAGGCGGCUCCUGGAACUCCGUCUGCAACCCUAGUAGCCUCUCAUAUAAUGUUUACCCUAAACCGAUUUAUGCAUUCGACGGAUUCUCACUUAAGUUUUCGACACCUAAGUAAGCGUACUUUAGAAGUAACUCAAUUGUCCAAAGAGAAGCUAUUAUCAUACGUGAGGAAGCUAUGGGCGUUAAUUAUUAAUUUUGAUUGUCCAUAUGCACCUUUGAUUCCUGAUGCAUACAUGAAGUUGCUGCAUUUAUAUGAAUUUCCCAAUAUAUUCUCGAAGUAUGACUACAUACUAUUUGACGAGGCCCAAGAUUUUACUCGAUGCAUGGUAGAUGUCAUAUACAGGCAAAAGCAUGCUAGAAUCGUUAUCGUUGGCGAUGCUCAUCAAUGCAUUUACGGGUUUCGGGGAGCUGAUGCUUGUGCGUUUGAUGAAGUACUCUAUCCUUCUACAAAACAGUUGUACUUGACGAAAAGCUUUCGGUUUGGAAAUUCAGUGGCCAAAUAUGCAAACUUCAUCUUGUCUCUAAAAGGAGAAAAUGUGAAACUUAGGGGCGUACAGGAAGAUCGAGUAUUUCGUUCCAUGAACGAACCAUUUUCAGUGAUUAAUGAAAACUUUCGUUUUAUUCCUCACACAAUGAUAUUCAGAACUAACAAAGAACUCAUUUUGCAGUCGAUUCGUUUGUCGGUGUCUUUACCAAAAAAUAUACCUAUAACUAUUCUGGGAUCAAUGAAGAAAAAGGCCUUUCAACUUUUGCGCAGUGGUUCAGAACUUGCUCAAGGACGACGGCCGUCUCAUCCAAAGUUAAGAGAAUUUUCCUCAUGGGCCGAAUUUGAAACACAUGUCAAAAACUCUGCAGAAGAGGACCCCGAACUUGCCUUGGUGUACGAUAUGGCAGAAGAGCUGUUUAGCGAAAGUUUUCUUGCACGCUUAGAUAAUUGUGAGCAAAGACUGAUUCAGUCGAAAGAUGAAGGGGAAAACGGAAUCAUCUUGGCGACUGCACAUCAAUCAAAAGGUUUGGAAUGGGAUAAUGUACAAUUAGGUAAUGAUUUUCGACCAAAAUUUGAUAGUACUUCCUAUGCACGAGUUGGGUUUUCGCGGUAUCUGAAGGAAGAGAUUAACAUUCUUUAUGUCGCCCUCACCCGAGCAAAGCAUUGUUUAAUAUUGAAUGAUACGAUAACAAAAUUUUAUGCUUUGGAAAAAGGAUUAUUACGAUUUGCAGGGGGAAUUCCUUCUAUAGAAGAAGAAAUGGAAGAAGAGAAGGUUGCUAUAUUUGUUGAUUGGCAAAUUGAGAAUUUCAGUUUUCUUUGUGAUGUACCUACAGAAUGUUAUAAUUUCUUGGUGGAUUUACAUGGGAAAACAAUUUGGGAUGUAUUUUUUGGUGUGCUUUCAGGAAGCUGGCAGAAUUAUAUCGUGAAUACAACGGAACGCCUCAAAAGGACCAUGUUAUUUAUAGAAGAUCAAUUAUUUAUAAAUCAUAGUUAA